GCUCAUUAUGCAGUGUUUCAGAAACCUUUAGUCAUUUUUGUUAAAUCUACUUACAGCAGCCAUUUUGAGAUUCCUAAUAAAUUACAAACCAACAGGAAGGAACUAACUUAUUACGAUGAUGAAUGGAUGGGACUGGUUUUGUGGUGUAAACUACACACUUGACUCUGGCACAGGAUUGAACAACUCGUGUUUAAUCAACGGCAUCAUCGUAGUCCCACAGCUAGGUUUCGUCGUUAUUUCAUCUCUUAUCCUCCUUUUCCUCGCCGUCUGCUCCACCUCUAAGAGACAAAACAGUUCCAAGUAUCUCCUACAUCUCCCAGGCCACACCCCAAGAUGGCUUCUGACCUACGUCCUUCUUGUCCUAACACUCUCCUUCUUAGCAGAAGGUAUUCUGACCAACGAUACCUACCUCGCCAACUCCUUGUCACAUCAACCACAUCUCUAUGUUGUAGGAGUGACGAUGUUUCUUGGGGCAAUGCUAUCCAUUGUUUAUUACCACAUGAUGGAGAAAUGGCGUGAACGUCAUAUGGUUUGGCUCCUCUUCGUUUAUUGGAUAACAACUUUGUUUUCAUUGGCAGUCGAGAUGGUGCACAUUAACAGAAGAGGAGAUAUUAACUUUCAGAACGUCAGCUUUGAUAUCACUUUGCUGCUUCUUUUUGUAGUGGGUAUGUUCCUAGUCAAUGAGAUGAUCCUCUGUUGUCAUAUGGUAUUCGGUUGCUUAGCCGAAGCGCAUGGUCUAUGCGAUGGCGACACGGAGAAGGAUGACAUGAACUAUCUUCAUGACUAUAGUGCAUUGCCCUCUUCUCUAACUUACUUUUGGAUGAAUUGGCUGUUUGCUGUAGGAUACAAAAAAAACAUCGAACCAAAUGACCUGGGAAAUAUUCCAGAAAAACAUUCGUCGCUCUACCAACACGAAAGAUUCAAAAAGAACUUCCUUAUUGAACAGGAGAGAGCAUUGGGAAGUCACAAGAAGAUAAGUCUAUCUCGAGUGUAUUGGAAUACUUACGCUCACAAGAUGAUUCCAGCAGGGAUACUCAAAUUGUGCGGAGAUUGCCUGAAUUUAGUUGGUCCCUUGUGCAUAAGUGGAAUAGUAUUAUACGUCACAAACGCCCUUUACGGAACACAAGAUGAGAAUGUUCCUAGCCCUCAUCAUGUUACAAUUGAUGAAUUUUUUGGAAAUGGUUUCGUUUUGGUCGGAGUAAUUUACAUAGCAGCUUUAACUCGCAAUACAUUGGACCAGACAUAUUACUAUAUAUGUGCCGUUGAGGGAGUUCACGUGAAAUCCGCAAUUCAGAGUAUGGUGUAUGAGAAGUCUCUCCGGUUGUCGACAUAUGCCAUGUCAGGUGGUAUGAUGACGAUGGGUCAGGUGACCAAUCACAUGUCAGUUGAUGCAGCCAAUGUUCAGUUUUUCUUCGAUCGUGGCAAUGAAGUGUGGGUUGCACCAAUUCGGAUUGCGGUAACCUUAGUAUUGCUUUAUCUCCAGUUGGGACCACCUGCAUUCAUUGGAGUAGCUAUAUUCUUCCUCGUUAUUCCAGUACAAUUUAAGAUUGCAACAGCUUAUGCGAAUAAUAUGAAAGGGGUCAUGGCUAAAGCAGACCAAAGAUUGAAAUCAUCUAAUGAAAUGUUGCAAGGAAUGAAGAUACUGAAGCUUUAUGGAUGGGAAAGGAUGUUCAAAGGAUUUAUCAAGGUUAUAAGAGGAAAAGAGUUAGACAAACUCUCCGUUGUUUACCUGCUUGCUGCCCUCAACUUUGUUGUCAAUUCUGGGACCCCAAUAAUAGCGAAUCUCCUGUGUUUUUCAACGUAUACCGCCAUUACUGGGAAGGUCCUCACACCCGAUGUCGCUUUUUCAUCACUAUCCCUGCUCAAUGCGCUGACUGACCCGAUGUUCGUUCUUCCCUUCGUGAUCAAUCUGUUUGUGACUGCCUGGGUGAGCACGAACAGAUUGAGUUUCUUCCUCAGUGGACCAGAGGUUGAAACAAAAGAGGAUUUUGGAAGGCAGGUAGUAGAGGACACUAUGAAAAACGGAAAGAUAAAAUCGGCCUCCUAUGAAGAUCACGAGAUUCAAAUGACGAAAUCACUGACAUUGAGUUAUGAGGACAAGAAGUCAUACGGGUCCGUGGAUUCGAGAUCCAAUAGAGAAUUCAUUCCGGAAGAUGUCGCAAUACGUGUUCGGGACGGCGUUUACACAUGGGAUCCUGAUUCAGCAAUACCGAUCAUAAGCGAUAUCAACAUAGACAUACCAGCAGGUCAACUAACGGUGAUUAUAGGUACGGUUGGGAGUGGAAAAUCAUCCUUGUUACAAGCUAUGAUGGGAGAAAUGACGACAUUAAGAGGACAAGUUUUAGUACAGAAUGGAUCAACAAUAGCAUACGGGCCUCAGAAGGCAUGGCUGAUGAAUGCUUCACUAAAAGAAAACAUCCUAUUUGGAUCUUCUUUUGACUAUCUCAAGUACCAGAAAGUCGUAGAUGCGUGUGCUCUUGGUCCAGAUAUCGCGAUGUUGCCUGGAGGAGAUCAUACAGAGAUCGGUGAGAAAGGUAUCAACCUGAGUGGUGGACAGAAACAGCGAGUCAGUGUAGCUAGGACCAUGUAUUCUGACAGAGAUAUCGUCAUAUUGGACGAUCCUUUAUCAGCUCUCGACAUGCAUGUCGGAGCUCAUCUCUUCGAAAAUGGUAUUCUCAAGAUUCUCAAGAAACAGAAACGAACCAUUAUACUCGUCACCCAUCAAUUACAGUAUUUACCAGAGGCUGAUAAGAUCAUCGUAAUGCAAGAUGGGCGUGUCGCUCUUCAUGGUGACCCGGAAGAAAUUGCCAAGGCUGACCCUUCACUGUGUGAUGAUUGGCAGAGAGCAAUGCAGAUAUUCAGCGAAUCAGAAGCGGAACUGUCAGGGGCCGAGUCUGAAGCUAUCUUAGAAGAACGAAAGGCUCUAAAGAAACAAAUAUCUCAACUGGUCCCUAGAUCAAGAACACCUUCUGAAGCUUCAGAAUCGGAGAAAGGGCGACUGAUGGUGACAGAGGACCAAGAGAAGGGUUCUGUUUCAUAUAAGGUCUAUCUCUCAUAUUUCAAGUCGAUGAACUAUGUCAUAGCAAUCCUCAUCAUCAUCACUGUCCUACUGCGGGCAGGUAUCCAAAUAGGCACAAACUUCUGGCUUGCAAUCUGGUCUGAAGACAGUUUGGCUACCAAUGAUACACAGACUCUGCUUGAUGAUACAAACUACUACGUUGCAAUAUAUUCUGUUCUCUCAAUCGGCAAUAUUGUGAUGAGAGCUGUCUCAAUUGGUGCGAUUACAGUGGGAUGUUACCUUGCUGCCAAGAACAUGCAUCACAACAUGCUUGAUAAUAUCAUCGCAAUACCCAUGCGGUUUUUUGACACCACACCUAUUGGGAGAAUAUUGAAUCGCUUUUCGACCGAUACACAGUAUAUAGAUCAGAGGCUUUUACAGACCGUACGAACGAUUGUCAAUCUCAUGUCACAAUUGCUUUCAUCGUUCAUCGUCAUCAUCACAGUCAGUUUCUACUUCUUGAGUUUCAUUGUGCCAAUCGCCAUCGGGUUCGUACUCCUACUUGGAUAUUACAUCAUCACAUCAAGAGAAUUACAGCGAUGUGAGAGCGUCACCCGAUCACCCGUAUUUGCUCACUUUUCUGAGACUCUAGGAGGACUGCCAACCAUUAGAGCCUUUCGUGAUGAGAAGAGAUUUUUCCAAAUCGCACUUGAUCGGAUACUGCAAAACAACCGAGUGUUUCUCUACUUGGUUACUGCACAGAGAUGGGUGGCAAUUAGACUGGAUUAUCUUGGUGCACUAUCCGUCCUUUGCUCGAGUCUUGCUUCCCUUCUUGGUGCCUUCUAUUUUAAUAUAGAUGCCAGCUAUGUCGGGCUUGCCAUAUCAUACUCAUUGGAGAUAUCUCUGUAUAUGAAUCUUGUGGCAAAAUCAGCUGCAGAUUUAGAACUUCAAAUGAACGCAGUAGAGAGGGUUCAAUACUACACGGAUGUACCCACAGAAGACUACAGUGGAAAGCAACCACCUGAUUCUUGGCCAGAUAAAGGCCAAAUCCAACUUGAUCACAUUAGUGUCCGGUACGCUAGUGAUCUUGAUCCUGUACUCAAAGGAGUUACACUAAAUAUUCCUCAAAAAGAAAAGCUCGGUAUAUGUGGACGGACGGGAAGUGGGAAAUCUUCUUUAACUCUGGCGUUAUUUAGAAUCAUUGACACAUUUAAAGGCCGCAUAAUCAUUGACGGAAUCGACAUCGCUACCGUUCCUCUUCUUACACUUCGUCAACGUAUCUCCAUCAUUCCUCAAGAUGCCUUCCUAUUCACUGGAACUAUCAGGUUGAAUUUAGAUCCAACCGGUUCUAAAAAAGAAGCAGAAUUAUGGAAUGCUUUGGAGAUUGCCCAGCUGAAGGAAGUGGUCCAGCAACUUGAAGGAGCACUAGAUUAUGAAGUGACAGAAGGUGGAGAUAAUUUCAGUGUUGGACAGCGACAAUUAUUCUGCCUUGCAAGGGCCUUUUUGAGAAACUCCACGAUCGUGGUCAUGGAUGAGGCUACGGCAUCUAUCGACCAGGAAACGGAUCGUCUAAUUCAGGACGUUGUUUCUGAUGUCUUCCAGGACAGGACAGUGCUAACGAUUGCACACCGUGUAGGAACCAUUCUCGAGUCGGACACCAUUCUUACUCUCAGUGAUGGAAACGUCAUCGAAUUUGAUUCACCCUCCAACUUACUGGAAAGAGACGAUAGCACAUUUGCUUCACUAGUAAGGGCGGGAAAAUAACAGAAAAUGAAGAGCAGAGAGCUGUCAACCGCGUAUAAAUAUUUCGGGAAACGUUUCAUGAAUAUUUUUGUCAAUGUUUUUCACCAACAUAUAUUUAAUGCUACUGGAAAUAAUUGCAUCUGAUUGGCUGAAGGCAAAUUUAUCUGUGAAAAAUCACUGACAAAACUCCUCAUGAAAUACUCCUUACUUCGAAAAAAAGAAAUACCUGGCUUUGGAAUAAUCAAAUUUUGUCCACAUCUAGUUUGUGUGAUAUUUGUGUGUGAGGGUGUGUGUGUUAUCCUGGUUAUGGCCGCUAUUAUAUGCCAUUUUCUCGUCGUUUUGCCAUUGGUUUGCCAAUCUCGCCUAGCUGAUUAAACGGACGGGAAAUAGACCAACUGGUCAUGAGAUGAAACGUGGUGGACGAAAAUGCAGUUAUUACACUUGAUAGUGUACAAAUAUUAUCGAGUGUUUUAGGCAGCGCUGGGAAAUUAUAAUUCUGACGGUAGUGGUGAUAAUGACGACGACGAUGGGGAUGAUGACGAUGAUGGCGAUAUCAAAAUAGAGGAAAUUAAGUCUUGAUUAAUUAACUCUAACUGAUAUAAUUCAGAGAUUGUUUUUCUUUUAAGAAAUUAUGUCUCGUAAUACUUAAUACCAACUAUUGACCGGGGACUCACUUCUUUCAAGCCAACCCCCCCCCCCCCCUCCUUUCACACUUCGUGCAGCAAGCCCAAAUUGAUUUCGCCGUGCCGUUUCUUGACCCUGUUUUUUUCAAAUCUAGCGUGGCAAAUCAAAUGCGAAUUCUGUUUGUAGCUGAAUUUAAUAUAUCAAUAUUAUGUUUUACUAUUCUUGAUAUCGAUUUUAUAUUGUUGAUCAAAACUACACCAAUAACUGUCAUUAACAGAAAAACAUAAAGUUUUAAAAUAAAGAAAUACUGAGAAAAAAUAAAUUCCACUUGGGCUUUACAACAUACUCAACAAGUCCAGAGAUUAACAACGCGAGGUUUAAAUGUCUUAUAAAUAACGAAAACAAAAUCAAUGAAGUACAUUAAAAAAUGAUCAAAUAAUGUUUGGAUAAGAGAUUUUCCAAAAAGGCUACAAUGAGUGACAAGACUCGGAAUCACAUUCAAACCUUAUAUCAUUAUUAACAAUUGAAGAAUACUGAUUUCUUGCCAAAUUGAAAUACCAUCAAAUUGUGUAGAUUAAAAAAUUAGCAACAUGCGUUUCAAUAUUCGGCGCAAUCAUAGGAUCGACGGUUAAGAUCUCAUUGACAACCCCCAGCCCCCAUCUAGCCCUACGAUCUAAAAUAUCGCGGCCUAGUUAGAUUAACUGAGUCUACACGAACUUUCAUCCAGAAUUGAAAUCAAGUAAAAAUUAUUUUAGACUAAAUUGGAUAUAUUUCGGCUAGUGAUGCCACACCAUCUGGGUUUUCAUAUACUAUGUGGCUACUGUAGAAUCAUCUACAUAUGAAGUGUUCAUUAGAUGUGGGAAUAAGUUACUCCAAGGGUGACGCUGCGGGGGGGGGGGGGCAGAAGGCAACCUUUUGAUUUUUCAGUUUGUGAAAACGAGAAGAAAAAGAUAUGAAGAAAAAUUAAAGUUUUUCAAAGAGAGAGGUCUCGGCUUUGCAACUCUCUAUUGCAUCACUGUUAUUCAAUAGAAGGGUAAAUGACAUAAUUAGGUUGUUUAUCCCCCACCCUAUCAAAAUACCCUUUCUCCGCCCCUUAGCUAUUACCCACUAUCUUAGAGACUAUUCAAUCAUGACUUCCACAAGCUAAUUACCCAAUAUUUUGGGGUAUCAUUUAUAGAUGAAAAUUAACAUUUACAAGCAAUUGUUGUUUGUAUAUGGUUCGCCAUAGACGACAAAUUAAGCUCAGUUGAAAUUAUGUUUUGUAAUACAGUGCCUUGCUUUUACAGGAUCCGGGAUUUUUCAUUGGGCUUUCAUAAGUCCGAAUUAUCUGUUUGCUGAAAUAUUAUGUUUUUGUAUUUGAUACCGUUUCAAAUGUUCUCUGGAAAUAUAUAUAUAUUGUGUCUGAUUCUGGGAUAUGUGACACUUUGCAUCGACGGUUAAGUUUUAGAUAAAAUUCAAUGCUUAUUAAUUAUUUUAUUUUGCUGCAACAAUGUAUGUAUAUUUUACAUUUCGUACAUGAAACCAAUAUCAUAUUUGUUCAAUUUCUUAUGUUUCCUUAUUUAGUUUUUAUUAUUGCGAACUAACCCUCCUAUAUUGUUAUGAAAAUUGCCAAAUAGAUACCAUUUUUUACGUAGGAUACUUGAUGCUUUGCCAAUUUUUUUUGUUUUAAUGUAGACAUUUUCAUUAGUAUAUUUUAACAUUUAGGUUCAAUUUGUGAACAUUCAAUGCCAAUUUGAAUUCAGAUAGUGAAACAUUACCAUUGUAAGAAUUGCAAUUGUGAGAAUUAGAGGAUGAAUAAAUACACAUUUGAUAAUAA
This is a messenger RNA of Lytechinus pictus (painted urchin), 7181 nucleotides long. Its product is annotated as ATP-binding cassette sub-family C member 9-like. The coding region runs from base 116 to 4762 and encodes 1548 amino acids. The transcript has 32 exons. Gene Ontology annotation, cellular component: membrane. Gene Ontology annotation, molecular function: ABC-type transporter activity; ATP binding; ATP hydrolysis activity. The record is from RefSeq and is a predicted model, not a curated record. Gene Ontology annotation, biological process: transmembrane transport. Lineage: Eukaryota; Metazoa; Echinodermata; Echinoidea; Temnopleuroida; Toxopneustidae.